Amaranthus tricolor (Joseph's coat) is the source of this 1620-nucleotide messenger RNA. RefSeq names its product 3-hydroxyisobutyryl-CoA hydrolase-like protein 3, mitochondrial. Gene Ontology annotation, molecular function: 3-hydroxyisobutyryl-CoA hydrolase activity. The transcript is spliced from 10 exons. Gene Ontology annotation, cellular component: cytosol. The record is from RefSeq and is a predicted model, not a curated record. Lineage: Eukaryota; Viridiplantae; Streptophyta; Magnoliopsida; Caryophyllales; Amaranthaceae. Gene Ontology annotation, biological process: L-valine catabolic process. The coding region runs from base 107 to 1363 and encodes 418 amino acids.
ACAAAUUUUGUCAUGGAGUAUUGGCGGUAUUGCACAUUUGCACCUAACAAUAUUUCAGCUUUCCACUCUUUGUCUCCCUGAAAAAUUUGCCCAAAAAUUAAGUCAAAUGCUGAAGCUUUUGGACAUUACGAGAUUUCUUGGUCGAUCAUCUCCUUGCAUUCCUUCCCCAAGUUACCUUCCUUUCACAGCUUUUCAUUCUUCUCUUUCUCAUCGAAGCUUAUCGAUCAUGGCUUCCGCUUCUGCUCCUGAUGAAUUUGUCAAGGGUAACAUUCACCCUAAUGGUGUCGCCGUCAUUACUCUUGAUCGUCCUCGAGCUCUCAACGCCAUGAACUUAGAGAUGGACACGAAAUACAAAAAUUUCCUUGACCAAUGGGAAGAAGACCCAAUAGUGAAAUGUGUUUUAAUUGAGAGUAGUUCACCUCGUGCAUUUUGUUCCGGUGGUGAUGUGAAGAAGAUCAGUACAAAUAACACAUUAUCAGAUGUGAUUGAGGUAUUCACGGCAGAGUAUUCUUUGAUAUGUAAGAUAUCUGAGUACAAAAAGCCGUACAUCAGCUUGAUGGAUGGUAUAACUAUGGGUUUUGGUAUUGGCCUAUCUGGCCAUGGACGUUACCGUAUUGUUACAGAGAGGACUCUUCUAGCUAUGCCGGAAAAUGGAAUUGGUUUGUUCCCUGAUGUGGGGUUCUCAUACAUAGCUGCAAACAGUCCUGGAGAAGGUUCAGUAGGUUUUUAUCUUGGUAUGACUGGUAAAAGAAUAUCUAAUCCGGCUGAUGCUUUAUAUGUUGGCCUUGGGACGCAUUAUGUGCCAUCUAAAAAUCUUGGCUCUCUAAAGGAUUUUUUGUUAGCAACUACAUUUUCGGAAGAUCCACACAAGGACAUUGCAGCACUAGUAUCGAAAUACAGUUCACAACCAGAGUCCGAGCCACAACUGAAGUUUCUUUUGCCUCACAUUGCUUCAACCUUUGGAGCAAACAAGUCAGUAAACGAGAUGUUGGAGAACUUGAGAAAGCAUCAGGAGAGUUCAGAUGACAAAGUGGCUGGAUGGGCCAAGGAGGCCCUGGAAGGGCUUGACAAAGGGGCUCCAUUCUCCCUUUGCUUGACACAAAAAUACUUUUCAAAAGUUGCAGCUGGCGUUAGAAGUAACGAUGUUGAACUCUCAAAACUGAAUGGGGUGAUGAAACUGGAGUAUAGAAUUGCAUUGAGAUCUUCCCUGAGAGGAGACUUCCCUGAAGGUGUCCGUGCUGUCUUAGUCGACAAGGAUCAGAAUCCAAAAUGGAAGCCAUCAAGUGUGGAGGAAGUUGACUUGCAGGAAGUCGAGACCCUUUUUGAGCCACUGGACCCUAGCAUUGAUGAAUUGAAGGUUUAAUUGGCAAUGCUCAAACUAAUAGGGCUAGAAAUCAUGUGAUUUUUAACUAUUCAAUGUAUUGCAUAAUUAUAAUGAAACACUUAUUAAUGUCUUCUUGUAUACCUUUAUAUAUUAACCCAAAGCAAGAACAAAGUGCUAAACGUUUUAAUAAUUGAUGUUCAAACCAAUUUAGUACGUCAACACAAUCAAUACAACGUGUGUUUUACCUCUUUAGUCUUUAGAGCAACUGCAAUGGGCUUACGUUACGAAAUAGGGAG